Messenger RNA from Hydra vulgaris (swiftwater hydra), 15135 nucleotides. RefSeq lists its product as uncharacterized. Gene Ontology annotation, cellular component: dystrophin-associated glycoprotein complex; sarcolemma; dystroglycan complex. NCBI's taxonomy places the organism in Eukaryota, Metazoa, Cnidaria, Hydrozoa, Anthoathecata, Hydridae. Gene Ontology annotation, molecular function: laminin binding; calcium ion binding. Gene Ontology annotation, biological process: axon guidance; morphogenesis of an epithelium; nerve development. The record is from RefSeq and is a predicted model, not a curated record.
UUUUUUUUAGAAAAAAAAAAAAAAAAUUAAAUUGAAUUUUUGGUGUAGCAAUGAAUUUAGAAGCACUUUAUACUUUUAUUAUAGCUGCAUACAAUGAGUAAAUCGGGAUGUUGUGAAAUGCUGUUAUUUUUUUUCCUGUUAAUAUUGAACUUUUCUUUUGUUAAAUCCUCUGCAUUAAGCCAAUCUCUUAAUCAAAUAGACAAAACAGUGGAACCGAAGCAUAAAAUCAAACGUUCGCAGAAUAUUAACUCGGAAGAAAUUUUAAAUUAUGCUAAUUUCAACUUUUCAAACCAAAAUCCUAGAUCCAAGGAUCAAUUUACAAGAGUUUUUGCACAAGCGGGAAAAAUAUUUAUGUACCGAUUUGAAUUUGUUCAUUGUGUUAAGAAAAGAAAUUCGUCAUCUUUAGAAGAUUGGGUACAGUUUCAUAAAGAGUUGACCAUGUUAAUUGGAUUACCGCAUUCGGAACUCUUAGGAAGUUUUGGCUUGUCGUAUAACUGUCGUGCAUCAAACAUAAGAACGAACUUUCAUUCAAAAGUUAAUGAAGUCAUGAAAACUAUUAAUAUUGAAAUAAAUCUGAAGUCAUCUUUUAUGAAACCUAACGUUGCUAUUGAAGUAUUUACGCCAGAAGAUAGGCCGUCUCUAACUUUGCUUAAAAAAAUUGAGAUUAUUCAAAUCAUCGAGACAAACGUAAAAAGUUAUAAAGUUGUUAAUAGCAUUGCUAAUUAUUUUCGAGCCAUCUUGAAUUGGGGAAAAAAAUCAAACUCAAAAUUGGCUGUCGUAAUUAAUAUUAAUCCGUGUAGUUUACAUCGGCUGACCCGUAUUUUAACAUCAUAUGACAGCGCUAAUAUAAUUGGAGUAGUUAUAUAUGCUCCUGUUAAUGAAAGUUCAAUGAACUUUAAAAAUAAUUGUCAACAAUUUAAAAACUUGGCUCAGACAAUCAUAAGCAGCUCAUUGAUAUAUAAACGUAAACGAGUUGUCAAAAGAGAAAUUCCUUUUCUCGAUAUUCCUGAUAUAUUUAGAACCAAUUUACCAAAACUUGAUUGUUCAAACAAUACACCACCAGUCGCAAAAGAAAAAAGUGUGACGUUUACUUUCCAAUCAAAUGAAUUUAGUCACAUUGAGAUUAACGAAGCUUUAUUUACAGACAGAGAAGAUGGAAAUCUGAAAAUGUUAAAACUAAAAUUGACUUGGGGAAAUGGUGUACAAAUUAAGCCUGAUGAUUGGGUUCAGUUUAGCUCAGUCCUAAAACUUAUAUACGCUUUUUCUACCUAUGAUGUUUUUGAAAAACAACCUAAAGGUGGUUAUGCACUUUUGGCUACGGCAACUGACCAGUGUGACUCCUCUGUUGCAACUACUGUUUACGUUAAAAUAGAAUCUCCAUUCUUAAAUUCCAGUAAAGUAACCUGUGAUUAUAUUGUACUUUUAGUUGAAUUUAUUGCGGACAAGAAUAUGCCUUAUAUAAACAUCCUUGCGGAACUUAUUGACAAAGUUGCAACUUUUAAUAAUAUUACAUCCUCCAACUUAAUUGUGCUAAAGGUCUUUCGAUCAUUUCACAGAGACAAAUCCGUUUAUUCUGUCUUAUUUACUCUAAAAGCAUGUAACAGUUGCAUAAAAGAGAUUUUUCUUUUAUCGAAGAAUUUGAAUCAAGGUAAUAAAUUCAAACAGUUUCUUUCGCCAAAAUUUAAUUAUAACACGGUGUUGCUUUCAAAAUGUGGAGAAAAUAGUUCACCCCAAACUGUUUAUCAAAUAGAUAGUUUUGUCUUAUCAGAAAAUCGUACGACAAUUCAUGAAAUAUCAAAAGCUACAUUUUUUGAUACAGAAGAUGGAUUUCUAGAUAACUUAACCCUCCAAAUACAUAACGUCUCAAUUAUUGGGGUUCUUGUUAUCUUGCAUAAACAAAGUGUUGUUUUUUAUCAGUACAAAGAAAAAAUUAACAUUGGGUCAAUUAAUAUUACAGUAAUAGAUUCUUCUAAAAAAAUAUCAUCUUUAACAGUUAAAGUCAUACCUAGCAAUAACCUGAAUUUAGUUAACAAGUGGUUCAUUUUUACCAUGGACGCUUACUAUGAUGAGUUCUACAGCAAUGACUUCAUUAUUACAAAAUUAUUACAUAUGUUUUCAAAGUUUUUUGGAGGAGGGGAUUCAAUAUAUGACCUUGUAUUAUUGGGUUUUGACCGAAAAGGUAUUUUUCCACUGUCUAUUGAAAUGAAGCUAUCUCUUGUCUCAAUUAAUCAUAAAAACACAAUUGAAAUUGAAAAAAUGAAAAGUGAAAUUGUGCAAAAGGACGGUAAAGCCACAAUUGGUUUUGCUACGUUUUUCCUACCACAUGUGAGAAACAUUCACUGUGCUUAUCACAAUUUUGAAUUGUCAAAUCAAAAAAAUGAACUAAACAUUAUUAAUAACAUACCUCCUCUCAUCAUCAAUGCUUCUCAUGUUUUUCACUAUUCAAUUCCAGUUGACACAUUUUAUGACAAGAUCGACGGUAAUACAAAAAAUUUAAUCUUAAGAAUGACUAGUUUAGACGGCCAAGCGCUGCAAAAAAACUCAUGGAUGCAGUUUGACUCUAAGCUCCAAAAGAUUUCUGUUGUUUUAACUCUAGAUAUGAUGCAAGAAGAAAAAAUGAAAUCUUUUAAGUUUGUGCUGAUUGCAAUAAACUCUAGAAAUCAUACCGCAAACUUAACAAUAAAUUUGAUCGCAACUCGAAGAAAUAACCCUUUAGGAGGUACUCUUGUUCAACUUGCUAUCAAAGAUGAUAUAAACAGUUUGGUUGAUGAUAUGCAAAUUUUAUUACCUCUUUUGAUUAAGUUUGACGACAUAAUGAAAACAUCAAUAGAAAAAGAACUAAAGAGUUUUUCGAGAGAAAAUGGUUUAUCUACGAUUGUUUUAGUUUAUAACUUUACUUCAAAUGAUGGUUUGUGUGACUUCGAGGAGAUGAACUGUUUGAAGAAUAAGAGUUUUGUGCUUAGUUUUAAUAACGAUAAAAAAUUUUUUGAAUUAAUUCCAGAUGUUUACUUAAUGAAAUUAAAAAUAAGUACGUUUGGUAUUUGCGAGAAAAACGUUUCCAAUUUAGAUUUUAGUGAAAAAAUUCAAAACAAAUAUUCUCAAUCUCUCACUGGAAAUGAUUUGACCGAAAUUAAUUCAACUCUAUCUCCUGUUGUUGAUAAUAAAAACUUGUUUAAAGGACCUGAAAUUCGACUACCACUGCCAAGAAUAUUUGUUAGCUUUUGCAAAUCUGUUGUCUACUAUUUGAAUCCAGAUACAUUCUUUGAUGAAAAAGAUGGCAAUGCUAAAACACUAAAUAUUGAAUUAAUGCACAAAAUAGAAGGAAAGGUUUCUAACUCAUCGUGGAUACAGUGGGACAAAAAGCUUCAACGCAUAUACGGAUUUUUAAAACUAAGCGAUUACGAUUACAUGAGUACCCGGCCUGAAAAUCAAUACUUUUUAAAAGCAACAGACUCUGAUGGUUAUUCAAUUGAAGCUGAUAUCAACUUUAUUUUACCAAUAAAAAGACUCAGCUUCUUUUACAAAAUUUCCAGUACAUUCCAAAUAAAAUCUGAAAACGGAAUUGAAGCGAAUCACCAAUCAGCUCUAUGGAACAAACUUACAUCUUUCACGGGGGUAACAAAGAUACAAAUAGUCACAUUUCUCAAACUUAAUGAAAAUCAAAUACUUUUAGAAUGGUUUAUUUGUGAAAUUGAUGAAAAAUAUUGUCCAAAUAAAAAGAUUGAGGCUCUGAAUUUAAAACUAUUAAGCGGUAAAGAUCCGUCAAGUCAGUUUUUCAACGUUAUGCUACCCGAGUAUGAGGUUUUAGAAACUAAAUUUAGUGUAGAAGAAAUUUGUGCAAUAGAAGAAACAAAAACGGAAACUAAACCUACAAAUUUUAUCAAGCCAGCGCAAUCACAAUUUAGAAUAACAAAUUCUUCUAUAUUUAGCCUAAAACCCACUCAAACACUAAGUACUCUCUCAAAGAAUUCUCUCAACUCACCUGCAAUGAUCAACCUACCUCCGAUAGUUUUAAAAUCAGUUCCUAUAUUAUAUGUUUUUCCUUGCAAAAUUACUGAGUACAAGUUAAACGAAGAUGUAUUUUUUGAUCCUGAAGAUGGUUUAACUCGCAGCCUUAAAGUAACAACAACAAAUGAAUUAUUUUUAUAUAAUGCCACCACACAGACAAUAUCAAUUAAAUUUAUGCCUGAUUCUCCAUCAUUUUUUCAAAUUAUUGCAGCCGAUAAGUACGGAUUAACUGUGACUCAAAACAUAACAGUGAUAAAAACAGAAAAAGAAUUGCUUGCUUUUAAUAUUUCAUUUUACGGUACAACUGUUCAAAAACUUGCUAAUAAUAAUUAUUUACAUGCUAUGAUAACGCAGAGAUUACAUCUUCUGUGGCAGCAUUUAUUUACCGGAAAUAUUUUAGUUCAAUCAAUAAGUAAACAUAAUUACAAUUAUAUAACAAUCGUUUGGUCGCCUUGCAACCUGGAAUGUUCAAACAAAUAUUAUCAAAAUAUUCGCGCAUCUAUUUUUCAAAAAGAUAAUUUGCAGAAUAAUAUAGUUAACCUUUUUGCACCUGACCUGAUUAUCACGCGAGCAUCGUUAGCUGUAUCACAACCUUGCAUAGAUAUAUUAAACAAUGAUCAUACCCAAAGCCCUUUAUCGUUUUCUAGUUUCAUUACCAUUGAGGACAUUAAAUCUCAAAGUAUGGAACAGUUAAAAUCAAACUCACCACCUGAGAUUAAAUCUAGAUUACCAAUAUUAAUUGCUUAUAAAUGCAGGCUGUUCAGCUUCAGCAUACCUGAGAAUUUUUGCUAUGAUCUGGAAGAUGGAUUCACACCAAAUUUACGUUUACAAUUACUUUCACUAAAAAAAGAAAACCUUAGCUCAAAACAUUGGUUGCAUCUAAAUGAAAAACUACUGGUCCUCUAUGGCACUCUUAAGUCUGCCGACAUUAUUGAAUCUAGGAACAAAAUUUUGUCUUACUAUUUAUGCUGUAGAGAUAAACAAAGGGCGGUUGUAUUUCAACAGAUAGAUAUAAUUAUUGCAGAACCAAACUUAAUACCCAGUCAUCUUAUUACCUUUUAUAGUUAUUUGCAUUUGAGUCAAAAUGAUACCGAAGUACAAUCACAAAUAUUGGAUAAAAUUGCUUUGUUUCUUGGUGAAGAGGAUACCAAAAAUAUUGAGAUAAAAAACUUUUCAAGAGAUUCCUCAUUAUCAGAUCAUAUAACUUUAAGUUGGUAUAACUGCUCUAUUGAUGAUCCGUGUAGUCCGGAAAUUAACCUUUUAAAAAAUAAAUUUUUUGAUAAAUUAAACUUAAAUUCUCAAUUUACUUUAGCAAUGAUUCCAGAGUUUGUAAUGAUAGGAGGUAAAUUUAAUGUUUCAUUAUUGUGUGCAUCAUCGCAAAACACAUCUCAAAAUUUAUCAAUUAAAAAUCCUACUAUUAAAUAUACCAACCAUGCUCCGGUUGCUAGACAACCUCUUCAAGAUAUAAUUGUGCCUCCUUGUUCCACAUUCAGUUUCCGAAUUCCUGAAGACACUUUUUUUGAUAUUGAAGAUGGAAAUACACGCAACUUAAAACUUAAUUUACUUACUGAAGAACUAUUCCCAAUUCCCAAAACAUCUUGGGUUCAGUUUGUGGAAUCAACUCAAGUUAUAUACGGAUUUCCAAAACUUAUUGAUUUCAAAGAGUUAAACAGUUCCAUUGAAUAUUUUUUAGAAGCAACUGAUAAUGAAGGAUAUAAAGCAUAUACAAAGGUUGUCCUAGCAACGCCGGCUAGACCUAAAAUACCAUUUGUUGUUAAUAUAACUUUGAGCAGGUUUUUUGAUCUCAAUUCAAGUGAUUUGAUUGAGCAAAUUUUUUUAGCUGGUCAAAUUAGUUUUUUUAUGGGUGACAAGGAUGUUUCCCAGAUAAUAGUUGUAGACUAUAUGCGGAAAACGCAUUCUGUUUUUAUAUCUUGGAGCAACUGUUCUUCAGUAAACGAAAAUUGCCCACAUAAAACUGAAAGCUUGUUACAAAAUAAACUUUUAGAAAAAGGUUCUCCAAGUAACACAUUUGUCAAUAAAAUAAAAACUUAUUAUUCUGUACAAAAGAUAACCCUAGACUCUUACUCUAAUUGUUUUCAACCUCCAAAAUUUAAUAAUAGUUUCAAUGCGUCAUUCACGGCUAUUAAAAAUGAGCCGCCAAAAGUUAUCCGUUAUGUUCCACCUCAAUAUGUAAACUUAUGUCAACCGUUUAUUUAUCGCAUACCGGAGGAUAUAUUUACAGACGAAGACGGAAGCACUUCAUCUUUACAGUUAAAACUUUUAGAUUUAAACUUUAAAGAAGUCCAAAACGAUUCGUGCAUUAUAUUAGGCAUUAAUUCAACAAUAUAUGGAAUAAUUAAACUUUCAGAAAUCCAUAAAAAAAACAAUGAUUUUAGAUACUUGCUUUCAGCUUCUGAUUCGUCCGGAUUAGAAACAAAAAUGCCUUUGUCUUUCAAAACUAGAAAUUAUUUCAAAAAGCUGAGCUAUCAUCUAGUGCUGGAACUAAAGGUUAAGUUUAUGCAAAUAGAUACCGAUUUGCUAUUAAACUUAAUCUAUAAAAUUAAUAACUAUUUUGGUACUGCAGACAACCCCGAUAUUUUGCCAAUAUCAUUUGAAAACAAAAGAAAUUAUCGAAACAUUUAUGUAUUAGCCUGGACGUUUUGCAGUUUAAAAUUUGAAACAUGUCCUCAUGAUAAAUUAAAUGAUAUUAAUAGAAAACUCUUUGACUCAGGCGGAAAUGUCCUUGAAAACUUUCACUCUAUUUUAAAACCCGAUUUUUCUGUUUUGAGCUUAAAGACUGUAUAUUCAAACAUAUGUUCUGAGAAUAAUGCUUCUUUGUAUCCGUUAUCUGAGCAAGCAUCUUUUUUACCUAUUGGAGUUCAACCUAUAUUAAUCUUUAUAAACCAAUGUAGACCAACUGUACAUAAUGUGUCUGAAAACUUUUUAAAGUUGAAUUCAAAAAACUCACCAAGUAUUAUAACUUUACGAUAUGAAAACGGAUCUAGAGUAUCAAGCCAAUCUUGGAUACAACUGAAUGAGCAUAAUAGUAUAGUCCAUGGUGACGCACGCACAAAGCUGGAAGAAAUUCCAAGGAUGUAUAUUCUUCAAGCCGAAUACACCGACAAAAAAAGCCGACUACUCCCACUAAAGGUUGAUAUUGCACCAUUAAAUGUAACAGAACUUCAUUUUUUUGUUUCAAUUACAUUUAAAGUAAAUUUAAAUAUUACACUUAAUGAUGUUCUCAUGAUAGAUCUACUCAAAACAAAGUUACAACUUUAUCUUAAGGUUGAUUCUAUUAGUAUCGUAUAUCUAUUUCAGAAUACUUCUAGAUUCUAUGCGAAAUUCAGUUUUUGCGUAAAUAACUUUAAAACUUGUAAUUACACCCACGUGGAGUAUAUUUUAUCGAUGCUAUUCAAAAGACAAGAUUUUACUUCAACUAUAAAUAUAAAAAGAGGCGUACAUCAAAGUUUUGUCUCUGCACUACUGCCAGAAUUUACAGAUAUUUCUGUAAUUGACGAGCUUUCAGGUCCUUGCUCAUUCAAACUUAAUGCGUUAAAAGAUCGCACAAGUUUAAACAUAUGUGUAAAUCCGUGUGGUUCUUUUCGAUUUAAAAUUUCGCAAAAUAUUUUCUUCGAUCCUUUACCAAAUUACGAUGCUACGUACAUAACUGAAGUAGUGAAGAUGCCCAGGUUAGUCACUUCUUGGUUACAUUAUAAUGACUCGACUUUGGAGUUUUACGGAAUUCCGACGGAGCAUGUCAGAAUGAGUGAACCAGAAACAGGGUACCAAUUUUUGCUAUCUGCAUAUGAAUAUAACGGAGGAAUUGCCAAAAAAUGGAUUCAAUUUAAAAUUUGUAACAGUACACCAAAAUAUGAAAAUAACAUUGAAGUAAAACUUGCUUGUCCGACUCAAAAUGAAAACAAUUAUAAUGCAUUUGAAAGUAUUUUGGAACAACUUUCUUAUAUAUACUUUAAAAAAAAUCUAUCAUCACUACAUUUAUACAACUAUACUUUUGACCAAAACAUUAUAAAGUUAAUAUUUUCGCGGUGUGGGGCCACCGAGGUUUUUGUAAAAGAAAUAAACGGAACAAUAAUCAAUAACUGCGUUGUAUUUGACGUCUCGAUUUUUAAGGCCCGAGACAACCCCCCAAUGAAUAAUAGAAAAGAGUUAAGAUUUAGACCAAAAUUCUGUCAAACAAAUAUAUUCGAUAUUCCAAUAGAAACUUUUGUUGACAAUGAAGACGGGAAUAUUAACAAUCUUUAUUUAUUCGUCACAUUUGAAAAUUACACUUUAAUUCCAGAUCACUACUGGAUAAAUUUGGUAAACAACAAACUUCACGUACUAGUUAUUUUAGAGGAAUGCAAAAAUAAUAUUUACCAGUUUUAUUUAAAUGCUAAAAAUUCCAAGAACCAAAUCGCUCGCAUUCCGCUUGUAAUAGAGAUUAUAGAUGAUUUUCCCAAAUUAAACAACUUUCACUCUAUUCGUUUAAAAUCUAAGAUAGUCCAAUCAGUUGUUCCUCUUAUUAAUAACCUUUUUGCAACGCUUGAAUUAUUUUCGAACAUUUCAUAUGCCGUCAACAAAUAUAGUCUUUUUGAAAAUCAAAGUAUUUCUCUGACCUUUUUUAAAUGUUCUUUAACCACAAUGGAUUGUGGGUGCUCAGCUGACUGCGUUGCAAAAAUUUAUUUGAUACCAGAGUUUUAUAUUGAGCAACUUGAAAUGAACCAAACUCAUUGCGACUUCAAUAACGCUCCAUUAUUAAUGAACGCAAUUUCUAAUAUUACUAUACCUUCAAAGGGAUAUUUGACAUAUCAAAUUCCGAAAAAUAUGUUUUAUGAUAAAGAAGAUGGAUGGACAAGAAAUUUAUCAUUAAGUAUGGUCUCUCCAGAUAAUUGUUGGUUACAAUUUUCUGAAAAAGAUCAAACUAUAUACGCAAUUGCUUCAGACAAAACCAUAAAAAAUUAUUUACAGAAAAAUCUUUCUCUUAUUUUAACAGCAACUGAUUCGUUAGGAAAAGUAGCUAGCACAACAAUAGACCUUUUUUUUGAGCCAAUCAUUUCAUAUGGUUUUUUUGUUUCUAUUUUGUUUCAAAUUACCUUUGUGAAAAAAGUAACAUUUUUAGGCUCAUGUUUACAAGAUAAAAUUUUUAUCUUUAAUAAAAUGUCAAUAUACCUGAAUACAACUUUGUCUUUAAAAUCAGCGUUUAAAGCAGCAGACGAUAUGUUCAUUGAAAUCAUUGUUGCAAGUAGUACGAUAAGAUUUGCUCCUUGUGACUACCUUGCUACCGAUCGGUUCUUAAAGCUCAUCGAAGACAGAGAAGGAUCAUUUGCUGAUGGAUUUUUAAGUUUUAUGUUACCAGAUUACAUUCCAAGAUUUAUAUCAGUGCACAAAGGUCCAACAUGCAUGGACUUGGCUAACACCCCUCCCAAACUAAAUGGUACACUUGAUAUUGAUGUUUUAUCCACGUUUUCAUUUGUGGAAAAGAGGUUACCACAAGGUUUAGCUUAUGACAAUGAAGAUGGAAACAUCUUUAAUUUAAAUAUAGCAUUGUUGCAUUCAAAUGGAACACAAGUGAACAAUGAUUGGAUUUAUUUUGAUGAAAAAUCAAAAGUUCUUUUUGUCCUUGGUAGUCACCAAACCGCUGAAAGACAGCCAAAGAAUGGGUACGAAUUUAUGCUUAGCAUUCAAGAUAGUAGAAAAGCAAUUGUAUGUUUGAAGUUUAAAAUCGUUUUCAAGUUGCCAAUAAGGACAGAUAUAUUUAGCAUAACGGAAAUUAUUGACUUAAUUCCAUCAGAUUACGAUUUUUCUAUCAAAUCAGACAUUCCUUCAAUCAAAUCAGACAUUCCUUCAAUCAAAUCAGACAUUCCUUCAAUUAUAGCAUGGAAAAAGAAUAGAGAGAAGUUAUUGAACUUUCAUUUGGAUUUUGUCUCUUACAAAAAAAUUGAGCAAGUAAGUAAAAAAACUAAUUUUGAAGUCGAAAAUAUAUCAACGUAUAAUGUCACAUGGAGAAUUAAUAAUGAAAAAGAAUCCUGCGAAUUUGAAUCGCUGAAGCAUAUUGAAAAUAUUUAUAAAAAUUAUUUUAGUACUUCAAGUUACCAAGUAAACCAUAAUUGUUUCAAUGUACCAAUUUUUCAACUAAAAACAAACAAAACAAUUGAAGUUUACCUUGAUCCAUGUCAAGAGGUUGUUUAUAAACUAGAGAAAAACAUGUUUUGGAAUGAGAUGGAUAAAAAUACAGAAGGAUUUUACGUGAAAGCAAUACUAACUUAUCCAAAAAGUUCUGAUAUCGCUUAUGAUUCAUUAUCAAAAACCUUUUAUGGGACUUUAGUUUUAGAUAAAUUUCUCAAGUAUGGACAUAUAGAGUUUUACCUGGAGGCAACUGACUCUGACCAGUUAAAAUCAAGCUUAUUGUUAAAAUUUUUUAUGAAAUCUCCUCCUACUAAGUAUUUUGAGAUUGAGUCAAAAUUUUUGUACUUUUCUAAUGAAAGUACCAAGUUUUUAACACUGUUUCGUAACAAUAUUGUAACAUUCUUAAAUUUUGAAAACCAAGGCGUUGUGUUCUAUAACUACAAUAUUACGUCAUCUGACAAACAGAUGACCUCGUUUGUUUUAAAUUUUUCUAUUUGUAUAACAACACCAUACUGUCACAUUCACAAACGGGUUAUUUCAUCCCUAACUUCUGACAAAGGUGAAUUGAAUGAGGACUUUAUCAAUGCUAUGAAUAGUAAAAUUUUGCCCAUUCACAUAGUUAGUAGAUCAAAUAGCAACUGUUUUAUUGACACAGAAGAAAAGCAAGAUGCCACUGUUAAUCUGUGUACGCCAUUAAGUUAUAAACUGCCAAAUAAUAUACUAGACAAUGAAAAAGUAUUAAAAAGUUUAAACUGGUCUUUAAAAGCACCUUUAUUUACCUGGAUAAAAUUUGAUCCGUUUACUCAAACGCUAACAGGUAGACCUAUAAAAAGAGAUAUACCAACAUCUAAAAGUAAAUUCAAUAUAAAAUUUGAUGUGACAUUCAAUGAUGGAAUAAUUCGAUCCAAAAACAUUACUAUUAGAUAUUCAACAGUUUUUGUUAGCUAUGUCGUUAACAUUCAAUUAAUUUCAAAAAAAUCAUUCGCAGACUCAUACGAGCUUCGCAAUAAGUUACAAGAAAAGUUUGAUGCAAUUAAAAAUAACAAUAGCAUUAAUGUGUAUGAUAUAUCAACACAGAUUGUUGCUAGAUUUCAGAUAUUUUGGGUAUCUGUAUUUAGUUGUAGCAACCAUUUUAAUCAAUGUAAUCCUGUAAAACAGCAAGAAUUUUUUUCAACGUUUGUAAAUUCUAAAAAUAAAAUUCAUGACCAUUUUGUCAAAGUGUUUUCUGAUACAUUUGGUGUAUUAAACAUUACUGAAGAAAACAGUUGUAGCAAAGAACUACUUAAGAAAAAACCUUUAGUUUUAACAUUGAAGACUUGUCAACAACUUAACUUUACACUGCCAACGUUUUCAGAUAAUAUUCAAGAAACUAGAGAGCAUUAUGAGUUACUUUUAGAGAACGGUAAUGCAUUACCUAGUUCUUCACCAGUGCAGUUUGACAAUGUAAAUUCAGCUAUAUAUGGGUUAAUUACACAUGAUUUUGCUCUUAAUUCAUCUGGGGAGCUCAGAUAUGUACUCAGAUUGCACAAAGCCCAAAAAAUAUCUAUUGAUUUUAAUGUAACUGUUUUGUUGUCCAGUAAAAAACCACGCUACAACUUUGUUGUAAGGACAGAACUACUUAGUUACCUAAGCACUGAAGUUGCUGAUGUUAACAUACUUUUGAAAUUUAUUUUAAGAGUUUCUUCAUUUAUUUCAGUUUAUUCUAGAAGAACACCCCGUGAUACAAUUAGUAUAAAAAGUUAUACUCGUAGAGGUAAUAAAAUCCCUCAGAGAAUUAUAAUUGAGUGGUUGAAUUGCUCAAACAUAGAAAACUGUAAUGAAGAUAAAGAUCUUUUCAGCAAAACUUUUAUAACUGAUUUAUUAACGAACCCACAAUUUGCCCGGGAAAUAAAUCAAGAAUAUGGAUUUGUACAUCGUAAAUCGUCUUUUUAUAAUCUUGAUUCCUGUAAAAAAGAUUUUCAAUUACCGAUAUCAGUUUACAACUUGACUUCAGGUAAUGUAACAGUUUUCUUAAACUCCAGGUCUUUUUUUGAGCGCAAUCUUGAAAAACAUAUCUUUGAUGGUAAUAAUUUUAGUAACAAUUUAUCUGUUAUUAUGACAUUUACAAACAAAAGCUUUGUACCUUUUAAUCAUUGGUUGCAGUUUGAUAACCAGGAAAGAAAAUUAUUUGGUUUCCCAGACAACACUAUUUUGCCUCACGUUUCUUAUUGGUACACACUUAUUGUGAGCGAUGAUAAAGGUCUAAAAUUAGUAAAAUAUAUGGAGAUCAAAAUCCAAGCUCAAAUGCAAGCUGGAACCCAGUUAAGUGUUGAUAUUACAUGCGCGGAUCAUCGUCCACCAAUUAUUUUGCAUAUUAGAGAUAUAGCUUCUAAAAUUGCAAAAAAGUUUAAACUUCGUUUAAAAGAUAUCUUAUUAGAUUUUUUUUAUCUAACACGCAAACAACACAUAUAUUUAGUUUUAAACUUACCAAGUACUGCUUUAAACGAAAAUUUUUCAAAACUUCAAUACUCUACCACUUCAACCUGCAGAAUUUUAAAAAUCUUUAAAGUUAACUCUCUUGCGUAUUUUGCGGAUAAUAAUAUUGAUUUAGCAGCUAACGGAGAAUUAAUUGUCCUCAAUGGUAUCCCUGAUCUUGAUAUCACCUGUGGAAAACCUUUAGUUUAUAAAAUACCCGUUGACGCAUUUUAUUUCAUCAGUAUGAAAGCAGAGAAAUUAAUAUUUGAGCUUGAUGAUAAAAAUUUUUCAGACUUGAUUGGCUCUUCGUUUAUUAAACUUUCAAGUGACAUAUUUUAUAUAUUUUAUAGUUUAAAAGAAUGUUUACAUAUUAAGUCUUCUAGAAUUUUGAACAUAAAAGCUUCGGACCAUCGCGGAAAUUUUGCUAUCGACUCUUUUAAAUUAACAAAAAAUGGUGAUUUUCUACAAUGUUGCAACACGUAUAUCGAAUUAGUGUUUCGACUCCCAUAUUCACCAGAAGAUGAUUUAUUUAAAACUUACCAAAUACUGCAAAAUGAUAUUUACGAAGAUUAUGCAGAUAAUUUACGAAUAGUAAAUGUUUUAUCAUCUUUAUAUUCUGAAGGUUUAUCAGUUUUGUUAACUAACAAAUCUUUAUUUACAAACAAUUCGUGUAACCAAAACAUCUCGUAUAGACCGUUUUUGUUUCCAGUGUUUGAAACUACUAGUCCGGUUAUGUUGCAAGGCAAAAUACAAAAUUUUUUCACCAAUCUUGUUCAUGCUUCGGUUAUGUUUUGUAAUACUAUUGACAAAUCUUUUUUUGAACUUUCGUCAGAUGCUUUGAAAGCGUCUGAUUCCGUAAAAAAAGGAAAAAAUAUUAGCCCGGAAGAAUGGUUUUUGUAUUUUCUGCCAUUGUUUAUUUUAGCAUUUAUGGUAGUUACUUCAUGUAUUUGUUUUUACUCUUGUCGGUGUGUGCAUCGCAAUUGUUUUAAAAAACCAAAAAAUCUGCUUGUUGAUGCAAGUUCUGAAGUUAUAGAAAAAAGAGCUGGUCAAGAAAAAACGUUUAAAUCGUCAUUUACGGAAAUACCAUUGAAACCUGUAUCAACGUCGGGAGCGAGCAAGAUUCGCGAAUUUCAAAAACUGCCUCAAAACAAAAAUAUCUCUAUUUGCGAAAAGCCAAAUGAGACAAAAUGUUUUAAUAAGACAAAGGAUAAACAUGAAAAACAAUUAAAUUCUAAAAAAUCUAACUUUGAAAAUAAGAAAUCAAAUUUAUUAGUUUCAUUAAGUUCACCUUCUAAAAAUAGUUGUAACAACUCAUUAAAAUCUAAUGUAAUUACAAAAGAAAGUUAUGACAAUAAAGAAAUACUUCGGUUACCUGCUAUCCCAAACGGACCUCCCCCUCCUUAUUCACCUCCCCGAAGACAACGUGUGUUUUCUCAAAAUAUAAUACCAACAUACUACGAAAAGUAUGCUCAAAAAAAAAUUACGGAAGAAACACUCCCGGCAACACAAAAGGCUGUGAAAAGUUCAAGCAGUUCAUCGGCACCUUCAAAAAAUUCUAAAAAGUAUUUAUUGAUUAAGAAAUCAAAAAAAAGAAAACUUAAUCUACAAAAAUUUAAUAAACAAAACAACCAUGUUCCUAAUACAAGUUUUUCAAGUUCAGCGCUGUCAAAAUCAGAGCUUUCAGAUAACUCUUGCGAACAAACACCCAGUAAAAAAUAUUGCAGAAAAAGUAUUGAAACUCCAGAUAUGUUGCAAUCUAUAGAAUUAAGAAAAAAACCAAAAAAGUUCAAAGAAACAAACAAAAAAAACCUUACCAGGACGCAAAUAAUGCGCUAUAUUGAUGACGUUAAUGCCGCUAAAGUUCCAAAUGAAAAAAAAUCAAAAAGUAUAAGAUCUUUAUACAGCCGUUAUCCAAUCCGUCACAAAUUUGCAAAACCAUUUUUAUAUGAUUACUUACCUGUGAGAAGAAAACAGAGCGAGGAAAAGUAUCAAUUUUAUGACCCUGGUAAUCUUUACAGUGGUCUUAGUAGUAAUUCAAGUAGUAACAGAGACUCGGUACUCGGUACUCGAUACUCGAACGGUACAAAAACAAGAAGUAGGUACUUAGAUACUCUUGCUAAUCUUGAUGAAUUGGCAAACGGCAAAACUAACCAUAAAAAUGUAAUUCUUCAAAACAAGAGUAACAAGAAUAUAAUAGAAAAAGACUUAUUAUCAAAGAGAGGCGUUUUCAGUAACCGUAAUGUUAGUUUGAAUGACUUACUGGAAGAUUCACACUUUUAGAUUUCAACGUAAAAAUAUCUUAAACCGUCAAAACUUACAGCCAAAUCUCUUUAAUUUGUCUUUAAAGUUUAUGAGCCGUGUAACAAGUAUUUUUGAAUAUAAGAUUUUUAUUUUUAGAAUAUUAAACGUUUCGAGUUCAUCGAGAGUAGAGCGUAUUAAAGAUAUAAUUUAUUAAGCAGACUUUUUUAUUUAAUGAAAACUUUUAGCUUGUUAAAUGUAACGAGUAUAUCGAGUGUAGGGUGUGUUAAAAAUAUAACUAAUUAACCA